AUGGAAACCUGUGAUGCGCUUCACCAGGCCGGAGCCCUGGACACCAACACCAGGAAACUUAUUAAAUCCGUCCUAGGACAGUAUACGGGACUUCUGAAACCUGGGUGGAACGAAAGCAAAGCUCUGUCGACAAUGAGUAGAGUUGUUGGCCAAUUGCUAGGGAAACACAGAUACGCAUACAAUGGUAUGAUCAACAUACUCUACGUGGAUGACAGAGGGGAUGAGGUGAAGUUUCUCACUGCACUAGCCCAUAUCAUCUUCCAAGACGGGACCGUUAACUGGGGCCGUGUUGCCAGCCUGACAUCUUUUGGGACUGCGAUGUGUCAGUAUUUGAAAGACAAGGGGAGAGACAACUGUGUGGAGUUGGUGGGAGAGGAGAUAUCGGCAUACCUGCUCACUCACCACAAGGAGUGGCUAGUCGAACACAACUCCUGGAACGGGUUCGUGGACUUCUUUCCAGUAGCAGACCCCGAGUCCAACCUCAUGAUUUUUGUCGGAUUGGCUGGUAUUGGGGCAGCAAUGACCUUGUUGGUUAUGUGA
Molecule: messenger RNA, 540 nt
Organism: Oncorhynchus keta (chum salmon)
Lineage: Eukaryota; Metazoa; Chordata; Actinopteri; Salmoniformes; Salmonidae
Product: induced myeloid leukemia cell differentiation protein Mcl-1-like
Biological process (GO): mitochondrial fusion; extrinsic apoptotic signaling pathway in absence of ligand; intrinsic apoptotic signaling pathway in response to DNA damage
Cellular component (GO): mitochondrial outer membrane
Molecular function (GO): protein heterodimerization activity; channel activity; protein homodimerization activity
Source: RefSeq, a predicted model, not a curated record